Xiphophorus hellerii (green swordtail) is the source of this 5127-nucleotide messenger RNA. Its product is annotated as ectonucleoside triphosphate diphosphohydrolase 7-like. The record is from RefSeq and is a predicted model, not a curated record. The transcript has 14 exons. NCBI's taxonomy places the organism in Eukaryota, Metazoa, Chordata, Actinopteri, Cyprinodontiformes, Poeciliidae. Gene Ontology annotation, molecular function: UDP phosphatase activity; ribonucleoside triphosphate phosphatase activity; GDP phosphatase activity. Gene Ontology annotation, biological process: CTP metabolic process; UDP catabolic process. Bases 240 to 2054 code for a protein of 604 amino acids. Gene Ontology annotation, cellular component: Golgi apparatus; membrane.
GCCAACGGGUCAUUUCGGUCAUUUCCUCCUCCUCUCUUCGUCGUGUUCCUUUAAAACCAUCUCCGAGAAGGAAGAGGGUUGAAUUUUACCUUUUGUAAUCCCAUUCUGGAACAUGCGGCAUAUUUUAUUGCUGGAAUUGACUGUCAUUGGCAAGAGGAGGCUCCUUUAGGAUCCCAGUCCAACUGCAGCCACCAUGAGGUGACGAUUGUGACACCUUGUGCUUCACCUCACUGGGACACAUGGCAAGGAUCACGCUGUCCUGCUUGCCAGCCUCCUGGUACUGCAGCGUGUCCUUGCUGUCUCUGAACUGUGCUACCAAGCAGAGGCUUCUCUUCCUGCUGCUGCUGUUCAUUACCUCCGUUCUCCUGCUGGCGACCUACCAGAGGCAGCUGUGGGGCCCCCAGCGCCGGCCAGGGGCCCGAGUCAACAAGUACCUUUCCCUUGAAGAGUCCAUGGAGGCCACUGAUAUCCUCAACUCUGCUCUGAAUUAUGGGAUUGUGGUGGACUGCGGCAGCAGCGGGUCCAGGGUGUUUGUGUACUACUGGCCCCCACACAACGGGAACCCCCACACCCUGCUGGACAUCAGGCAGAUGAGGGACAGCGGCAGUAAACCUGUUGUCAAAAAGAUUAAACCUGGUAUUUCCACUCUGGCAAACACACCAUCAAAAGCCAGUGACUACCUGGAGCCUCUCCUCAGCUUUGCUGCUGCUCACGUCCCAAAAAGCAAACAUAAAGAGACGCCGCUCUACAUCCUCUGCACUGCUGGCAUGCGGCUGCUGCCUGACAGCCAGCAGGCGGCCAUCUUGGAGGAUCUAGUCAUGGACGUUCCUCUGGAGUUUGACUUCCUGUUUUCCCGUUCACACGCUGAGGUCAUCUCUGGGAAACAGGAAGGAGUGUACGCCUGGAUUGGCAUUAAUUUUGUCCUUGGUCGUUUUGAUCAUCCUGAUGAGGAGGAUGCAACAGUUGAGGUGACAACUGGGUCGGAAAACCAGCCGCCAAUCAGCAGGCGCCGAACAGUGGGCAUCAUGGAUAUGGGCGGAGCCUCGCUUCAGAUCGCCUAUGAGGUGCCCGGUGCCAUCACCUUCAGCUCGCCACAAGAAGAGGAGGCAGGAAAGAGCGUUCUCGCUGAGUUUAACCUCGGCUGCGAUGUUGAGCAAACGCAGCAUGUUUACAGAGUUUAUGUCACCACAUUCCUGGGCUUCGGAGGCAACAUGGCCAGGCAGCGCUACGAGGACCAGCUGGCCAACAGCACAAUUUCCAAAAACAGGUUUCUGACCACAGAGACGGGCCUGAGUGAGGAGAAGCCCUACCUGGACCCCUGUCUUCCAGUUAGCAUGUCUGAUACCAUCACCCGGGGCAACCACACCGUGUACCUGCGGGGCCGGGGGGACUGGAGUCGGUGUCAGGAGGCUGUACGACCCUUCCUGGGCCUCCACAACGGCACCAUGUCUCCACAGGGGAUCUACCAGGCUCCCAUCAACUUCAGCAACAGUGAGUUUUACGGUUUCUCUGAGUUCUUCUACUGCAUGGAGGACGUGCUGAGGAUCGGCGGACAGUAUAACAGCGACAAAUACGCUCAGGCUGCAAAGGAGUACUGCACCACCAAGUGGUCAACCUUGAAACAGCGUCUCGACAAUCAGCUUUUCUCCCAGCAGGCAGACAUCAGCAGGCUGAAGUAUCAGUGCUUCAAGUCAGCCUGGAUGUAUGAAGUCCUGCACUCCGGUUUCCGUUUCCCCUCCGACUACGCCAGCCUGAAAACGGCGCAGCUCGUUUACGACAAGGAGGUGCAGUGGACUCUGGGGGCCAUCUUGUUCAAGACGCGCUUCCUGCCUCUCAGGGAUCUGCAGCAGGAGUCGCUGCGGCAGGGCCACCCCGGCUGGCUGCGGCCCUCGUUCGUCUACAACCACCACCUGUUCUCGCUCUGCCUCCUGGUGGUGGUUCUGGCCAUCCUGCUCUACAUCCUGCGCCUGCGGAGGAUCCACCAGCGGGAGCUGCGGCAGGUGGAGGCGCUGGAUCUCCUCUGGGUCGAAGAGGGAGAGGCGCUGCUGCCCUGAGAGAGACUCGGCGCGCCGCAGCGCUCUGAACUCAGUGUGAGUGUCGAGGAAAAUGUGACGGGACGGUGUUUGCCCAAAACCCAAUGAGCCAAGAGACCAAACUCACCUGGAUAUUCAGAUUUUUGAUUGUGCAGCUGUGCAGAUGUUGUCCAGGUUCACUUUUUCUCCUGCAUGAACAGAAUCACCUGAACGGCUGCAUCAGAGUCACAUUUUAGAGAUUUUUCCUCUUUCUGAUCCUCAUAUUCAUUUCAAAAACAGGACAAGUAUUUAUAAACUUGGUUUUGGUACAAUCUCAGUAGUAAUGACUCCUUAACAAGAUAGACAUUUCUGGUCAGAAGUUUACAUCCUCUCGUCUGCAUUUUAGUCUUUAAUUAAUUUAAGAAAUUAAGUGAACAUGUUUGAUUUUGUUGUUUUCCUCUUAUUCAAACAGGCUUAAACAUAUACACACCUUCCCACUGGUUAAAUGUUCUUUAGCGAUAAACAACAUGUUUCUAUAUUCACCACAGGCUUCUGGUGUAAUUAUGGCUGCACAUUUGAUCACUCUUCUUGGUAGAAAUUGUAGACAAAAUACUUGGUAAGAUUUUGUGUUUUUGCAGUUUCUAGUCAAAAUAUCUUAAUACACUUGAAAUAAAACAAAACUAACUUACAAGUAACUUUUCACCAAGAUGUAGGAGCUGAAAACUAAGAAUUUAGGUAAGUAAAGUCCUUGUUCUAUUGGCAGAUUAUUUCACUUAUGACAAGCCAAAACUGUUUUGUUAUAAGUAAAGUAAUCUGCCAAUGGACUCAGUAUCUCUUUCCCAAUUUUAAGGAAUUAUUUACUUAAAACAAGCUUCUGUGUGUUGCUGAAUAGUUACUUGUGAGUUAGUUUCGUUUUAUUUCAAUUAUAUUAAGGUAUUUGCACUAGAAACUACCGAAAAAUACUUUGUGUUUUUGCAGUGUAGAGCUCAUUUUAUCUGAAUUAGUUCACUUUUUAAUUAUAGUUUGUGGAUUUUCUGUCUUAACCUGUUUUAUCCAUUCCUAAAUAUGUUCUGAUUUAUGUUUGGUGUCAGUUUUAUGUUGGAACAACCAGCUGGACCAGACUUUAACUCAUCCGAUCCAGACUGACCAUGAACUGGUGCUGGCUGAAACGAAUUCCGUCCUCCAGGACCAAAACCAUCAAAGUUAAAUGUCUUUUAAUUUAGUUUUAUUGUGGAAAAAAUAUAAAAAGAUGUCAUGGAAGAAAGAAAGUACGUAAGCUUUUGGGUCAAAUUUGCAUAAAUACAUUUGGAAGCAUCAUACUGGUGCAUUACACAUGGUUGACUAAAUAAUAAAGAAGCAAAACUUUCUCUAGUUUAUUUUAAAUCAGCAACAAAAUGGUUGAAGUUUGGACACAAUUUAAUGAGUUUGAACCUUCAUAAGAAGAAGUGUGGUCCAAUAGAAACCUCUUAAUGGCUACUAAUGGUGUCCAGUUUUCAAACAAAAUGACAAUUAAUUCAAAGUAGUUGCAAUUGUUGUUGAGGUUGUUUAUCAUUCUGUCACCAGUAAACAGCUGAAAUAAAUCAUCUAAAGUCCAAAAUGAACGACAUUCAUGCUUGGUAUUGGGUGUAUGUAAACUUCUGACCACAGCUCAUUCAUUCACCAGAUUCAGUUCUGACUCUUUUACCAUUGUCUUUAUAGUCUUUAUAGUUUUAACCACCAGAGUUGGUUAAAAUGUCAACGAGGGUCGGUCAUGUUGUGUUCAGUCACAAACGGAUUUUAUUUUCCAUUUAGGAAGACAGAGCUAUUCUAACCAGUAUUACUGUUGUCUUAUUUUGACCAAGAAAUGUGAUCAUCAUUCCUUCAAUGCAACGAUUUCAAACAGAUUUUCUUCUGAAAGCCAAAUGAAGCAGCUGCAGCCGUCAGUCUGCAACCUCCGUUUCAUUUCCCUCCAUUCCAGCAGAAAAAACGUAAACCAGAUUUCCUGGAAAGAAAGAAAUCCUGCAGCAACAAAACGACCCCUGAUACUUGAAUGACCUUUCAAAGCCAUCUUCCUCCUCCUCUUCCUCCAUUUCAUUUAGAACAAAGUCUGACUCCAGAAGCAAAAUAUAUUCUUGUUCUAUUGGCAGAUUUCACUUAUAACAAUGCAAAACUGUCUUAUUAGUGAAAUAAUCUGCCAAUGGAAUAAUGACUUUGGCUCCAAUUUUAAGGAAUUAUUUACUUAAACUUCUAUAACUUGCUGAAAAGUUACUUGUUAGUUUAGUCUUAUUUCAAGUGUACUAAGAUAUUUGCACUAGAAACUAGACAGAAAAACUUUGUAAUAUUUUAUGUUUUUGCAGUGAACUGGUGCUUUUGGUAGGUAACUUGUCUGUGGCACAACAGGAAGCACUUUCAACAUUUUGUUUUGUUUAAAUAAGGAAACCAAGCCUAACCCUCAGGAAAGAAUGUUUUCUUCUCCAGUCUCCACAUUGACUGCAUUUUGUGUGUGUUUUGAUAUAAAGUGAGUGUUUCUUGUCUUGAUGGAUGAUGUAAAUAUGUAAUCAGAAACGCUUCCUGAUAAGUUCUGUAAUGUGUUGACCACACAGUGGGAGAACGGCGUUUUCCUUCUGCCAUCUAGAAAUAAUCUGGUUGUUUCCUCUCGGAAACGCGGGAAUGAUUCAUCCAGAUGAUGAUCCUGUUGUUCCAGAGUCGGUGUUUGGCUAAAGGACGGCGAGAAACAGAAACUGUUCUGUAAUCUUCUCCGACUCUUUGUUUUGGGAGAGUUGUCUUUUUUUUUUUAUGUCCAACGCCGUCAUGAUGGGGAUUUUCUGGUUCAUCUGCUUCUUUAUUCUCAGAAAUCUGUGAGAAAAAACUGGAAAUUUUCUGAGAUUCAAAAGUCAAAAAAUUUAAAAAAACAAAUUCUCUAAAAUCUUUGACUUUUCAAACUCAGAAAAGCCCAAAGUUUUUUCUAGAACAUUCUUCAUUUUCCCUCCUCCCAAAGGACCGCUCUUUAUUCUCAACUGCGCAUUGUGCCGUUUCAGACUGUAAGGAGGAAGCGUUUCUUUCUUAAUGUUUUUAAUUGAGGUAACAUAAAUGUGAAUUUAAACAGGUCCAAUCCAAUAAAAAGAGGAGAAACUCG